GUGGAAGCGGAAAACAACAAACUGCCAAGUCCUCCUUUGAUGGGUCAGAAUUUCGUGAAAUUUCGUUUGUUCGCGUGGGAAAUCUUGGAAAAUAAACCCUUCAGUGGUGCACGACUCGAUUUGUAUUUUCUGUUACAAUUGUGAGAUGUGGAAAAUGAAAAAAUCAUAAUUCUUUUGAAAGUUUUGUUUGCGAUCAAUGCAUUUAUUCACACAUCAGUUUUCAAAUCUGACAGUUCGUACGACAUUUGAAAAUUUUUGCCCCUUUGCCAGCGAGAAGCUUUUCAAGUCGAGCACGAAAGAAUAUCAGCGAACCCGUCUUCGAGAGUGAAAAAGUUCUCCAUGUUUGAUUUAUAGGUGUGUUUAAGUGCGGAAAAUUAGAUUUUACGGGUAUUUUCGGGUGGAAAAUGUAACAGAAGAGUCUAAAAUAUGUGCGGUGACAAUUUGAUGUUCAUUAGUGCAGUUUCAGAAGCUAUUUGAAAGCAUAAUAUUUACCCAAAAAUUAGACUAAUUAUUAGGGCUCUGCCCCCCCGAAAAGUAGCGACCACCCACUGGAAAAAGAUUAGAAAGGAUAAUAUUAUUAGGUCUCCACACAAAAUUAUUGCAAUUGAGGAACAUUUUCUGUUUUUUUGGGGUCGCGUCGAAGGAAAUAUUGAGAAACUAGCCACAAAAUGGAUGUGGAUUCACCAAAUUCCCUAAAACGCUGUUCCAGCGCUCCGCAGAUAAAUAACUUGCUGCCAUCGGCGGCCGUUGGAGUGAACCAUCCUAUAGUAGUGCCAAUGGAUGAAGGACAAUCUCAUCAGGAUGGCAGUACCGUUGCAGGUUCAACACAACAGCCGUCUCCUCUGCGCCACACCACAAAUCCCACAAACAAUGGCAACAAUACCAACACUAUGUUCCUACAGCAUCAGCAUCAAUCGCCUAACCACCUUCAGUCGAUGUCGUCUUCCAGUGCUUCCAAUCUGAAUACCUCCGGUUCAAACAUUCACAGUUUUAGCCCAUUGGCUGUCAUAUCCAACGGCAGUUCUAGUCCCAGCCGGUCGGGUAGUUGCACUCCGGGACCGCGGUUGACUCCCCGGAUAUCGCAGCUGCGUCAAGAAGAAUGUGCCGAUCUGAGCAAUAGCCGUGAGGUUAAUCACGAGCGGGAAAUCCAUUCGGCCAUGCAAAUGUCGCAGAGUUAUGAGGACCUAACGCUGGUCACGGAGAACUGGUCGUUCUCGUCUAGUGCCAAAAAUAAUGACGAUCUUGGCAAUCCGUUGCAGGUAGCCCUGCCUUCGAUUGGUACAAGUUAUUGCUCUAGUCCUUCACCCACCAGCCGCGGUGGACUUGGUUUACAAUACCCCACAACGUCGCCGUCGCCAACGAGGAAAUUUUACACCCGGCGGUCAAUGUCUCCUUGUCCGAUCAGACCUAGCCCUCUUAGUUCGUCGGUGAAAAGAAAGUUUGAUCUGGACGACAACUACGGAAAUUGUUGUUCUCCGCCGCCAUUGAAGAAAAUUUUCACAUCAGAAAGAGGUACUUCACCGAGUUGUCAAACCCCUUCCCCGUCACCAAUUUGCGCUAGUCCAGACUCUUCUACGGCAUCGUUCGAAAACGGUAGCAAUAAUGCUCCGAGCAGUGGUCGAAUAACACCCAAAUUUUUCGUCACCAAGCUUGGAUCCGGGCAGCUCACAGUACCGAACAACAUCCUACCAAGUGGGGGAAUACCGAGCGCCGGCGUCGUCCAACAUAGUGGUGGCCUCAACACUGCAAAUAGCGCCACUCUUCCUAUUCAUUCAGACUCACCGCCAUCUUCCUCGUCCUCAUCAUCACUGAUGAUGAUGGACUGCGGAGUAAGCAGCAGCAGCGGUCAACAUAUCCAGCCGAAUGUAAAUAAACGGCUCCCGCUGGAUGCCACGGUUAGUAGCUCAGCCGGAGCGGCAAAAAUUGAUUGCGAUGAGGAUAUUACUGAUUUGAAUGCCGUGGCGAGCAGUUCCAGUAUGGCGACAACUGAGUCUUCCGAGGCCAUCAUGGAGGAAGUUUUGAAGACUACUCGGGCGUUCGAAGAACGAACUGAGUCGGGGCUCCUGGAUAGCAGCAGUAGCGUAAGCAAUAGUCAUAGGCUGAGUACCGGAAGCAUUAGCAGCGCUAGCAAUGAUAACAAUAGUGAGAGCAACAGCUCUCUCUGUCCUUUGACAUUCGGGUCGGGUGUACUUGCAUCCGCCCGGGCAACCAAUGGAACCGGAGCGUUCUUGGCAAGCAAUAUCGAAAUUGCGGAGUCCUGAAUGAGUUCGAUUUGAUAAUGGCAAAGAUCGCUUGUUUGAUUUACUGGGAUAGACAUAGACGGGCAUAUAACCCCGUGAGUAACAAGCAGCCACACUACUAAACGCUUAGGAAAACAUGAGCAAGCUUUGUUUUCCAAUCUAUUUUCUCUUUUCUUUAUCUUUGUAUAGGUAGUUUAGUCUUAAGGUCUUAGGAAGUUUUUUUCAUUUCGAAUAUAAGAGACAUAACCGUGUGUCCAAUACCAUUGUUUCGCGUUGUUAGUUGCUAAAUGUAUAUAGAUAGUUGGUAGACGAACAUUUCGGAAGCUAUUCACAUUGAAGACACAUUUACGUUGAAAGAACAGAUCGUAACUGUAUAUUAGUUCCUUGUAUAUAGAAACAUAUUAAAUAUCGGACUAAUAUGCGGUUAUAGGUAGUACACAUACUACAUAAAACACACAAACCAAGUUAGAUUACUAAUGAACCAGUUAAGGAAUCAUUUUCGAAUAUUUUCUGUUUAUGCAGUCAUCAGCGGGUUAAUUAGAAUCCAAGUUACUCAUAUUCCCACAUAUCUCACAAAAAAUACUUUCCCUUGAAAAAUUAAAGGUCUUUAUUCCUGAAACGAAGUCUGAAUAUUCCAAAAACAAAUCAUAGUCUAUUUACCAUUUCACUUAGUAGAGUUCAAUCAAUACCAAACUAAUGAUAUCUGAAAACAGAUUCCACAAAAAAAAAUGUAGUUCGAGUCAGAUACACUUCAUCAUCCUCCACUCAAUACUAUUGUUAUACAAUUGGAAGAUGAUUCAUGUAGUCAGAUAAUGCACAAUAUACUAGGAAAGCAAUAAACAUUACGCUAUUUCGUAUAAAAUA
This is a messenger RNA of Armigeres subalbatus, 3104 nucleotides long. RefSeq lists its product as uncharacterized. The transcript is spliced from 4 exons. The record is from RefSeq and is a predicted model, not a curated record. Gene Ontology annotation, molecular function: protein serine/threonine phosphatase inhibitor activity. Lineage: Eukaryota; Metazoa; Arthropoda; Insecta; Diptera; Culicidae. The coding region runs from base 669 to 2261 and encodes 530 amino acids.